AUGCGUGAUCUGUAUCGGGCGAGGGGGCCGGCGCGGGGGGGAGCGGGGCGUUCGGAAGCGGUGGCAGCUCCCAUCGACUCCUGGGGUUAUUCUUCCUCAGGCCACUGCCGCUCGAGCUGCGCACCACGCGGUCGAUUCCACCGAAGCACACUUCACUCGUUAGGAGCGCGAACACGGGGAGUCGACACUAAUAAAUUACCGUUUUUUCCACCGCACUCGCACAGUCCACGCCGCGCGCCCGAG
This is a messenger RNA of Iphiclides podalirius (scarce swallowtail), 243 nucleotides long. The record is from the annotation of a GenBank genome assembly. NCBI's taxonomy places the organism in Eukaryota, Metazoa, Arthropoda, Insecta, Lepidoptera, Papilionidae.